This is a messenger RNA of Meira miltonrushii, 1660 nucleotides long. Its product is annotated as mannosyltransferase-like protein. NCBI's taxonomy places the organism in Eukaryota, Fungi, Basidiomycota, Exobasidiomycetes, Exobasidiales, Brachybasidiaceae. The transcript is spliced from 4 exons. Gene Ontology annotation, molecular function: UDP-glycosyltransferase activity. The record is from RefSeq and is a predicted model, not a curated record. Bases 1 to 1497 code for a protein of 498 amino acids.
AUGCAUUUUGCAUUCCUAACCAUCCCUUCUAGCGGAGAAUUUAACGUUCAGCUCGCAACUGCCAAUGAGCUAGUCAAAUCUGGAAAUAAGGUCACUUUCCUCAGCGGAAAAGAAUUAGGCAAACAUGUCGAUAAUCUUCGGAAAUCCCAAUCUGAUCCGAUCUCUGCACAUUUGGUCAACUUUAUCCCUCUUGGUCAACAUAAAUCAGUAACAGAUUUCUCACCAACUGUCAGAAAUCGACUAUCUCAAAUGCGAAGGAAGCCUGGCGAUAUUCGAAGUCUUCAAGCUUGCAUCGAUAUUGGCUUUCCAUCUUGGGAAGAUUUUCACGCUACCGCAAUUGACGUUUCUGAAGUAUUGCAGAUUUUGGAUCCUGAUAUGGUCGUCGUUGAUGCUCUAUCACCGGCCAUGAUCACUGGAGUUCGCCUUACCGGUCGUGCAUUUUAUCUCACUAUCCCAUGCUCACCCGGAUUAACGGCAUCAAGCAAUCUAACUUCUCCACAUGCUGCUAGUGAGAAAAGGGAUGGGUUGAGUAGUGUUCUAGAAAGCUCAUAUUUACGCAUGCGAGACUACUUAUAUUGCAUUCAAAAACCUUCUUACUUGAGCAAAUCUAGAAAGCUUCAACAACAGCUUUCACUUAAAUCAUUCGGACUCCGUCAAAAUGUAACGCUUUUACCACCAUACUGGAAAGAUGCAAAUUGCCUGGGAGGAAUCCAUUUCAAUGUACCCGGAUUGAAUGAUUGUCCUCAACAACCUUCUUCGGUAACAUUUGUCGGAGCAGGAAUAUCACCUUUAGAGCCUAAGCUGGACAAUCUGUUGACUCAAACAAGAACUGAUACAGAGCAAUGGCUCGAUGAUGCAUAUGCCUCGGAUCAAUCUGUCGUUUUUGUAAAUAUGGGCAGUAUGUUCGUCUGGUCAAAGAAAGAAUUUCAACAAAUGAUCUCAGCGUUCGAGAUUGUACGCAAUCACUAUCAAGGGUCUGUACGAUUCUUGUUCAAAGCAAGUUUAAAGGAUGGCCAAUCCGCAAAUGCACUGACGGAAAAGCAGAGUGAGUAUAUCAGACUCUCAGGUUGGAUCGAAGAUCAAAAUGCCGUUUAUCAACAUCCUGCUUUGAAAGUCUUUCUCCAUCAUGGAGGUGGCAAUUCAUUUAAUGAGGCAGUAUUUUUUGGAAUUCCUCAACUAAUCAUUGGGCAAUGGCUUGAUCAUCACGAAUAUGGUUUUCUAGUGGAAAGAUAUGGAAUGGGCCUACGAUGCAAGAAAGCACCUUUGAUUGAUUCACGUUCGGUUUCAGCUUGCUUGAUCAAAAUGUUAGGACCCGAAUGGAAAUCUAUGAAACAAUCAAGCGUUCAAUGGUCAAUACGUUCUCAAUUAGCAGGCGGUCCAAAGACGGCUGCCAAGCUGUUAAUUAUGAACACAAAGAGACCAUCAAUUUCAUCCGUUUCAUCUGGACUUUCAACGCCACUGACACUUUUGGGAGAUAUGGAGAAGAGUAAUCUAUAGAAUACACUUUUUUCCACACAUAUAAUCAUCAAAUCGAAUCUUUAAUAUUGUACAUCUUUAUACAUACUUACUUGGUAUCUUUAAUUUGGGAAUGAAUGUCAUCUACUACAAACGAGCACUAUCUUGAACUUCGACCUGUAAACCACGUAUAAUAUCUCCGACC